GCGCCAUCUCGCGACGUGUUGGAGGAAUCGUCAGUUGUAACGUCAUUACGUAAACAUUCUGUGGACGUGGCGUGAGCAGUUGGACAAGACAACUAGCUAAUCGAAGGGACGGUGAGACCGAAAAUAAUCCCGUGGAAGUAUGGAUAUUAUCCAGGUCAAUUGAUUGAUCGGUUUUCACUUUGUCAGUGAAGCAGAAAAUGUCCAGUAUAAGCCAGCACUAUGGGUUCCAGUCAGCCACCAUGGUGCAGCCUGCAAAUGGCGGCCAUGCCUAUCUGUUUGGAAACAAUGGCUCAGAGAAUGACCUGUCAGAAGAGGACGGGGAGAGUUAUGAGCUGCGGCCACGCGGCAGGGAGAGGCUGCGGAGGAGCACCUCCAGAGAGAGGAUGGACGAUAUUGUCUACCUGGCCAGAGACAUCCAGGAGGGUGACACCCUGAACAGCAUUGCCCUGCAGUACCAUUGCUCAGUGGCCGAUAUAAAGCGGGCCAACAACUUCUUGACGGAGCAGGACUUCUUUGCCCUGCGGUCGGUCAAGAUUCCUGUGAGGCGCUUUAGUGUCCUCACUGAGACUCACAGCGCCGGGCCUCUCAAAUCUGCCUCCCCCUCAGGUACCAGGCGCCUGGCCCAGAUCUCACCCGUUGCCUCCCUCCCCUCUGACUUCUCUACAGACUCUUCCUCUUCCACCGACAGCGUGGAGGGAUUCCUCCUGGAGAAGGACAAGGACAUCGAGCGGCUGGUGAAGUCCACGGGGCCGUCUCGGAGCAGCCUGAACGAGGUCGUGUCCUCCUUAACGCUACAGCAACAGCAGCCACUGCUGGGGGAAGUGGAGUACAAACCGGUGCAGAAAAAGGACCCUUAUUACGGCGCAGACUGGGGCAUGAGAUGGUGGACGGCUGUGGCCAUCAUGCUGGUCGUGGGCAUCAUCACGCCCGUGUUUUAUCUGCUGUACUACGAGGUUCUCAUGAAAGCUGAAGUCAGCCACCACAGCGUUCCCACGCCAUCCCCUCACAUCACGCCUCAUGGACAUUACCGCGGCAAUAAUGCAGGCUUUGGUGUUGGAAAAGACGACAACGCAGGGGCCGGAAACGUGGGUAACAAAGAUCCACAGGGACAAGUUGUGACCAAAGCAGUAGACGGUGGACACGGAGGGCAUGAGAAAACGUAACAGGGAUUUUAACUUUCACAUACAAAUUUGUCGCUAACUCAGAGAUCUAAUAAAACUGGGUGGAUGUUCCCAUUGUCGAAUAGUUUUUAUAGACUUAAUACAUCAAUGCAACCUGUCUGACAGUCACUUUUAUAAUGAGAAUUUUUCGAUGGUUGAAAAACUAGGAAUCCCUUGUGUCUGUCUGUAUGCUUUUCAACAAGGACCAUCGAUGGGCUAAAAACAAGACGCUACCCUUGGCUGAGUUCUCAGUGUAGCCAGUAGAACUGAGGUGAUUUUUGUUAUCUAUCCAUCUAUGCUGCUGGUAUUCUUAGUAAGCUACACACAAACUGUAUCCACAGAGUUCAAAAACAAACCGGGACGGACAGCGACACACUUGACCUAUUUCUGGUUAUUCAGCGAUGGAAGAGAAGCAUUCAUUCUGUGGAUUUUGUUUUUUGAAGCAGUUUGGUCCAAUUGCAUAUUUUUUGCCAUGUUAGAAAUAGUGGAUUUUCCAAAGCUAUUGGAAGUACCAGUUAAAUUUCCAAGAAAGUUGAUUGAAUUGUUCCUCUUUUUUUUUUCCCCUUUUAAAAAACAAAACGGGAAAUGCACAUUAUUCCCACAAUGACUCAUUCUUGUAAUUAUGAGAGAUUUUAGAAUUUGUUAUAUAGCCCUUUUAUUUUAUCACUGUGUUCACUUGAUACUUUCUGAAAAAAGCAUUUCAUGUUGACAGUAUGUGCCUUUCAACCUGUGGAAAUGUGCCACAGGCUGGAAAAUAAAUACAUCUAUUUUGAAUAAAUUAUUGCCAGUGA
Messenger RNA from Perca flavescens (yellow perch), 1951 nucleotides. RefSeq names its product LysM, putative peptidoglycan-binding, domain containing 3 (gene lysmd3). Gene Ontology annotation, cellular component: Golgi apparatus. The coding region runs from base 198 to 1163 and encodes 321 amino acids. Gene Ontology annotation, biological process: Golgi organization. NCBI's taxonomy places the organism in Eukaryota, Metazoa, Chordata, Actinopteri, Perciformes, Percidae. The record is from RefSeq and is a predicted model, not a curated record. The transcript has 3 exons.